UGGCGCGGGUGCCAGGCGCGGCCAAGCGGCGGCGGACUGAGUCAGCCGCCCAGCUAUGCUGCGGAACCGGGACGGCCGGCUCCGCCGCCCCCGCCGCUGAGCCCGGGCUGCCCCCGCGCCGGGCGCCAGCUCCCCGCCCCCGCGGGACCGGAGGAAGCGGCCGAGGCGCGGCGCGGGAGCACCUGGGCUGGGCGCCGGCGGCGGGCCCGGCGCUUCCGGAGCUGCGCGCUCCCCGCGCUCCCGCCUCCAGGUGCGGCGGCCGCGGCGCGCGGGCGGGUGACAGCGCCGCCCGCGUGGCCGCUGUCCGGGCAGCCGGCGGCACCGAGAAGGAGGAGGCCCUGUGCCUGGGACCGACGGGUGAGGAGCGAGGAGCCGGGCGGGGAGAGACGUCGGCGCCCGGGCUCCCCCUCCUCCCGCCUCGCCUCCGGAGCCCGGCGGCCCUCGUGCGAGGGCAACCAGUCGGCUGUGAGUUGACCAGAUUGAUCUUUCUCUGUGACUUUUGGAGACUGGUCUCGAGGAAAUGGGUGCCCAUCUCAUUUAGUAAAACUGAAGCAUGCAACGCAUUUACUAUGGAGAAAGUAACAUUCUGAGACUUGGAAGUGCGGCCUCCUGUGUGCGUAUGUGCUUGUACUGCUUUUUGUAAAUGAGCUCAGUAAUGAAGCCACCAUUAUGUCCUCAGUCACUGCAGUAAAUGUUGAUAUCAAAGAUUUCCUGAUGAGCAUUAAUUUGGAGCAGUAUCUCUCCCGCUUCCACGAGUUUGGUUUUAAUACCGUGAAGGACUGUGCAGCAAUAAAUGACAGCGUGCUACACGAGAUCGGAAUAUCGCCCACAGGACACCGGAGGAGGAUAAUUAAACAAUUACAGAUAAUCUUGUCAAAAAUGCAAGAUAUUCCAAUAUAUGCAAAUAUUCAUAAGACAAAGAAGAAUGGUGAGACCUCAAAGGAACCCCAUGCUCCAUCUUCCCAGAGGGUCACUGGCACAGAACUUGUAGAUGCAUGUGUGGUUCAGACACCUAAACCAGCGCAGUUGGAAACUGCAGCCAAAAACCUAGAUCAACAUGACAUUAGUGUAGAAAACAGCCAGUCCCGUAAAUCCGAUGGCAAGCCGCCUCUCCCUGAACACAGCCUUCCCCUUCCAGGAAAAGAGCUGUGCCUGAAGUCAGAUUCUUUUCAAGAUUCUUUACCUGGUAGUGAAAAUAGUAAAAUUGAGUCUUUGAUUACAAAGAAGGCUGUGGAUCAUACAGUUGGAGAAGAACAAGCAGGAAAUGUGGAUUUGAUCUCAGAAAAUGUGAGCACGCUUCCUCAUGGAGACCCUGAAUGCCUUUCUUCCCGCGAGGGUCCAGUAGCAGAAGCAAAUUCUGGGAAUGGAACUAAUGGUUCAUCAGAAAGAUCACCGCCACCCCCUUUCUUUAAAUUUCAAGGAGAGAUGGUUGUAAACGAUUUGUAUGUUCCGUCAUCACCAUUCCUGCCGCCUAUGCGAAGUCGCAGCAAGUUGGUUUCCAGGCCGUCUCGCUCUUUUCUGCUGAGACAUCGGCCUGUACCGGAGAUUCCAGGGUCCACAAAAGGACUCUCGGGGAGCUAUUUCCGAGAGAGAAGAAAUGUUGCUACCUCCACUGGAAAAUCUGUGACACAGCACAAUUCAAAUGAGGAGAAUUCAUCUUCCAUCUUCCCUUAUGGAGAGACCUUUCUAUUCCAGGGGCUAGAAACUUCCAAGAAGAAGUCUAUAAAGAAUGAAUUUUGGACCCAUGAAGAAACACUCAAAGGAGAAACAGCUACUGAAAGAAAUUCUUGUGCUGUUAAAUCAAGCAUAUACGAUAACAGGAAGGGGAACGUAAGUGAAGACAAAGUGGAAGAUAUUUGGAUACCUCGAAAGGACAAGAACAAUGGCUCAGCAGACUGUGCUUCAGAUUCAGAAUAUUCAACAGUGGAAGAAUGCUUUCAGAGUCUAAGAAGAAAAAACUCAAAGGCAUCUAAAUCGAGGACUCAAAAAGCAUUGAAUUUGGACCCUGUGAAUAGGCACAGUUAUCCACUAAGCUCAACAAGUGGAAAUGCUGAUUCAUCCGUCAUUUCCUCGAAUGCAAUAUCUCCUUAUGCCUGUUUUUAUGGGUCGUCUGUGAGGAAGGUCAAAUCGGGAUGGCUAGACAAACUCUGUCCUCAGGGAAAGCGUAUGUUUCAGAAGAGAUGGGUGAGGUUUGAUGGCCAUAGCAUUUCUUAUUACAAUAAUGAGAAGGAGAAGUAUUCCAAAGGAAUGAUUCCCCUUUCUGCUAUAUCUACAGUACGAGUUCAAGGAGACAACAAAUUUGAGGUUGUUACAACACAAAGAACUUUUGUUUUUAGAGUGGAAAAAGAAGAGGAGAGAAAUGACUGGAUGAGCGUACUCCUAAACGCACUGAAAUCGCAGUCCCCCUCGCAGUCUCAAACAGUUGCUGCACCUGAUAAAUGUGGAUAUCUUGAAUUGAGAGGUUAUAAAGCCAAAAUUUUUACCGCGUUAAGUGGAAACAGUGUGUGGCUCUGCAAAAAUGAACAGGAUUUUAAGAGUGGACUUGGUAUUACCACAAUUCCUAUGAAUGUAGCAAAUGUAAAGCAAGUGGAUCGAACUGUGAAACAGUCUUUUGAAAUAAUCACUCCCUAUAAAAGUUUUAGCUUCAUAGCCGAAUCUGUGAAGGAGAAACAGGAGUGGAUCGAAGCUGUGCAGCAGUCGAUUGCGGAAACUCUCUCCGAUUACGAAGUGGCUGAGAAGAUUUGGUUCAACGAGUCCAACAGGAGCUGCGCCGAUUGCAAAGCCCCUGACCCAGACUGGGCAUCCAUCAAUCUCUGUGUCGUCAUCUGCAAGAAGUGUGCUGGACAACAUCGAUCUUUAGGACCAAAAGAUUCCAAGGUUAGAAGUCUCAAAAUGGAUGCGAGCAUCUGGAGUAAUGAACUGAUCGAGCUUUUUAUUGUCAUUGGAAACAAAAGAGCAAAUGACUUUUGGGCUGGUAAUCUUCAAAAAGAUGAAGAAUUACACAUGGACUCCCCUGUAGAAAAGAGAAAAACUUUCAUUACUCAGAAGUACAAAGAAGGAAGAUUCCGGAAAACCCUCUUGGCAUCUCUGUCCAAGGAAGAAUUAAACAAGGCCCUGUGUGCUGCCGUGGUGAAAUCGGACGUUCUGGAGACAAUGACUCUGCUGUUCAGCGGGGCAGACGCCAUGUGUGCAACUGGGGACCCCGUGCACAGCACCCCCUACCUGCUGGCCAAGAAGGCGGGGCAGAGUCUGCAGAUGGAAUUUCUGCACCACAACAAAUUUUCAGAUUUUCCUCAACAUGACACUCAUUUUGAAGGUGGAUUAAGUCAAGAGUCCUCCCAGUGCGCGUUCCUCUGUGACUUUUUGUACCAGGCUCCUUCUGCUGCGCCUAAACUCUCUGUGGAGAAAAAACUGCUGGAAGAGACAAAUAAAAAGUGGUGUGUUCUGGAAGGAGGCUUCUUGAGUUACUAUGAAAAUGAUAAGUCUGCCACACCUAAUGGCACCAUUAAUAUCAGUGAAGUUAUCUGCCUGGCUGUGCACAAGGAGGACUUCUAUUUAAAUACCGGGCCCAUCUUUACCUUUGAGAUCUAUCUGCCCUCCGAACGCGUGUUUUUAUUUGGAGCUGAAACAUCUGAAAGCCAAAGAAAAUGGACAGAGGCGAUAGCUAAGCAUUUUGUUCCCCUUGUUGCUGAAAACUUAACAAAAGCUGACUAUGAUUUGAUUGGUCAACUCCACUACAAAGACUGCCAGGCCCUGGAUCAGUGGAGGAAAGGCUGGUUUGCCAUGGACAAGUCUAGUUUGCAUUUUUGCCUUCCGGUGCAAGAAGUCCAGGAAGAUAGAAUGAACUUAAGAAGACUGCAAGAGCUAACAAUCAGCACAAUGGUUCAAAAUGGGGAAAAAGUGGAUAUCUUGCUCUUGGUUGAAAAAGGGAGGACAUUAUACAUCCACGGGCACACCAAGUUGGAUUUCACAGUCUGGCAUACUGCAAUCGAGAAAGCAGCAGGUACAGAUGGUGACGCUUUACAGGAUCAGCAGCUCAGCAAAAACGACGUGCCCAUUAUCGUGAACAGCUGUAUAGCAUUCGUUACACAGUAUGGUUUAGGGUGCAAAUAUAUCUAUCAAAAGGAUGGCGAUUCUUUGCGUAUAAGUGAACUCCUGGAGAGCUUCAAAAAAGACGCAAGAAGCUUCAAAUUGAGGGCCGGAAAACACCAGCUGGAAGACGUGACAGGCGUGUUGAAGAGGUUUCUGGCUGACAUUGACGACGCACUGCUGACUAAGGAGCUCUACCCGUACUGGGUCUCUGCUUUAGAUACCCAGGAUGACAAGGAAAGAAUUAAAAAAUAUGGAACAUUUAUACGUAGUCUCUCAGGGGUCAACCGAGCAACACUGGCAGCUAUAAUCGAACACCUUUACAGGGUUCAGAAAUGCUCAGAAAUCAAUCACAUGAAUGCCCAUAAUUUGGCCUUGGUCUUUUCGUCCUAUCUGUUUCAAACUAAGGGACAAACUAGUGAAGAAGUGAAUGUAAUCGAGGACCUAAUUAAUAAUUAUGUCGAGAUAUUUGAGGUUAAAGAAGACCAAGUCAAACAAAUGGACAUAGAAAAUAGCUUUAUUACCAAGUGGAAAGACACUCAAGUUUCCCAGGCUGGAGAUUUGUUAAUUGAGGUGUAUGUAGAAAGGAAGGAACCAGACUGCAGUAAUAUAAUUCGGAUAUCUCCAGUGAUGGAGGCAGAAGAAUUAACUAAUGAUAUAUUAGCAAUAAAAAAUAUUAUCCCUGCAAAAGGUGAAAUCUGGGCCACAUUUGAAGUCAUUGAAAACGAAGAGCUAGAGCGCCCUCUUCACUACACAGAAAACGUGUUGGAGCAGGUGCUUCGCUGGAGUUCGUUAGCUGACCCUGGCUCCGCUUAUCUCGUGGUGAAGCGAUUCUUAACCCUCGACACAGUCAAACACUAUAAUGAGAGAAUGGCCCUGGGAAGUAUCAAAGAGGGAACCCUGAAAAUCAAAGAAGAGCCAUCUAAAAUACUGUCUGGAAACAAAUUUCAAGAUCGGUAUAGUGUUUUACGAGAUGGAUAUCUCUUUCUUUACAAGGACCAGAAGAGUAGCAAACCCGACAAAAUGUUUUCGCUCAGUUCAAUGAAGUUUUAUCUUGGAGUGAAAAAGAAAAUGAAACCUCCAACCAGUUGGGGGUUGACGGCAUAUUCCGAAAAACAUCACUGGCACCUGUGUUGUGACAGUUCCCAGAACCAGAUGGAGUGGAUGGCCAGUGUCUUCAUCGCCCAGCAUGAAAACGAUGUGCGGCCACCCGCUGGAAAGGAACGAAAACGCUCUAUAACCAAAAACCCCAAAAUUGGAGGUUUGCCUCUAAUUCCCAUCCAGCAGGAGAGAAAUGCAACCGACGCCCGGAGGAAUAUCGAGAGCGCGAGAGCAGAACUGGAAAAGCUGCGGCUCAGAGAGAAGGGCGACCAGGUGUCUGGGGACAGCACCUUGAAGGAGAGAGCUUCCAUGGUGGCCCACUGCCUGGAGCACAGGGACGACAAACUUCGAAGUCGAACCCGAAAACAUCGGAGCUUCAACUGUCUGGAGGAUACCGAGUCCGAGGUCUUUCUUGGACAGCAAAAGUGCCUUAGAGGCUUAAAGAUGUCGGGGAAGGCUGAGGACAGAAAUGGCAAAGCUCCUUUGGAUCCAGACAAAAAAUUGCCCUCCAAGGUCAUUGAAGAACUUAGUGUGGUUCUGCAACGGUCAAGAACCCUUCCAAAAGAAUUACAGGGCGAGCAGAUCUUGCAGAAAGACAUAAAAUGAAUUGUAAAUUUUUUAAAUAUUGUGUAUGAUGUUUGCGCACAAAUUGGAAACCAAACUAUACAAUAACUUGUGGUUUGUGAGAUUUGUCUAGCUCAAUGUAAGCAUUUAAAGAGCAUCUUAAAAUAUGUAUAUACGUGGUAAGUGUAAGAUUAACUUUAUUUUGGUCUGCAGAAAGCUUGUACAGGUUCAAGUGUAUUAACUUUAUGUAAAAAGGCAUUGGCUUACUGUGAGUGGCCAGCCUUUCAAAGUAGUUGUCUGUUAGUGGUAUAAUUUAUGAGCAGAAGUAUCAAAUUGUACUGUAUUGUAUAAAAUGCUGUUUAAAUGAAGCCUAUGAAUAUAUGCGUAACACAUUUUGCACUUUGAAAACCUUGUACAUUAAGUUAAGUUUUUAGGUUUACAUGGGUUCUACCUUCGGGAAAACAGAGGGGUGAGUUGAAAAUGGGGGAGGAUUUAUUUCCAUGACUGCCCGUCAUACAAUACUGGAGUUCCCAAAAGAGGAAGACAUUAACAAACAUCUUAAAAACUAAGGAGGUCAGUUAGGAUUUAUCCUAGUUCACUGUUGAGAAACUGCAUAUUGAUAAGAUGCCCGGUGACCAGUCAUUUCUCAAGAACAGUAUGCAUCCAACACAUGCGUGUUGUGGCGCUGGCCGCUCGAAUUUCACGUGAGUGCACCGGCCGCAGGGCACACUCACUACCCUCCAGGUCCUUGUAGCUGGCCGCUGGGCAGAGAUCCCGUGUGCACCGGGCCUGGCAGGGAUGCUCUGCUCACUGAGGCUGUGUGCGAGAAAAUCCUGUAAAGGGUUCCUUCCUUUUGUUUUGGUACGACAGAGUUCCUCAUCACAGGGUUUUGUUAUUGUUGUUCUGCUUUGUUAUUGUUUACUUCGUGUUGGUUUACUUAUUUCUUGUUAUUUUCAGUGAGGCUGCAGUGUGUGUCUGCACUGUCAGAGUUAAGUGGGUGUGUA
This is a messenger RNA of Artibeus jamaicensis (Jamaican fruit-eating bat), 6758 nucleotides long. It is a transcript of the gene ARAP2, whose product is annotated as ArfGAP with RhoGAP domain, ankyrin repeat and PH domain 2. Gene Ontology annotation, biological process: positive regulation of GTPase activity; signal transduction. Lineage: Eukaryota; Metazoa; Chordata; Mammalia; Chiroptera; Phyllostomidae. The coding region runs from base 670 to 5796 and encodes 1708 amino acids. The record is from RefSeq and is a predicted model, not a curated record. The transcript is spliced from 34 exons. Gene Ontology annotation, molecular function: GTPase activator activity; protein binding; phosphatidylinositol-3,4,5-trisphosphate binding.